Molecule: messenger RNA, 1247 nt
Organism: Nylanderia fulva
Lineage: Eukaryota; Metazoa; Arthropoda; Insecta; Hymenoptera; Formicidae
Source: RefSeq, a predicted model, not a curated record
AUAUUUCUUCUUAUACUUUUGUUAGUAGCGCACGAUUGCUGAUAUAAAGCAGGUAUCAUGUCAAGCUUAGAAGAUUCUUGGGUUUCGAAUUAUUACACAACAGGAAAAGAAGUGGUAAUAUGCGAUAUUUGUUACGAGGAAUAUCGUGGAAAUAGCAAGAUCGCUAAUUUAUGUAGACACUUAACAAGUCAUCAUGAAGUUGAAGAAAAUAAAGCAAAACGUAUCUGCGAUUGGCUGAGUAAAUUUUUUAUCAAAAAUAAAAUCGAUACGAAUUAUUGUUGCUGCAAGUAUUGCAAUAAUGACAUUCUGUCUAAAUCAAUAUAUUUAAUAAUCCAUUUAAAGCAAGUGCAUGAAUUUGAAAUACCUUCGGAUAUCAAACCAGCAGGAUUAUGGAGUCAAGUUGCACAUAUCGAUGAAUGGACAUGGGAAUGUUGUACAACAGAUUUAUUAACAGAAGAUAAGAUAUGUAUAAAAUGCAAAAUUUGUGGUGAACGUUUAUUGAUUGGAAUAUCUGUCAACAAUAUAAUAAACCACAUAAAAAAACAACAUAAAAAGGUUUAUGAUGAAGAAAUGCGUUCCCAAGUUCCACGAGAAUUGAACCUUUUUUCUAUAGAGAACAAUCAACUAAAAUGCAAUAGUUGUAAUUUUUUUAGUCCUCUUCAUUAUUCUAAUUCCAACAAGGAAUUGGAAGAUCAUUUAUCGAAUAAACAUAAACUUAAUUACGCUCAAAUAAAUGAUCUUGUCAACGGGCUAAUAAUGUAUCGAAAUACAUAUAUUCAAACAUCAGAAUGCAAGACUUGCAAGAACAUAUUUCCGCAACAAUAUUUUAGUUUAAUAAGACAUUUGAUUAAAGAACAUUCAAUCGGAUUACAUCUAAUAUCGGAAAAAUUAUUAGAUAAAUUGAAGAUUUUUAAUUCUGAUAACGAUACCGAAGAUGUUGCUCUACCAGGAAGCAGCAGUCAGCAGACAGAUCAGAGUAUUAACCAAAGUUCUUCCAAAAUCACAUCAAGAUCAUCAAAUUUGUAUAACUGUUCGAAUUAUGACCAAAUCACCAACAGUGAUGUCCAAAUUACUUUUCUUCAGGAGUUUGAAGAUGCCAAUUAAAAUUAAAGAUGCCUCUGAUUACGAUAUUGACGAUGUAAUAAAAUAUGAAAAUGAAAAAAUUGAAUGUGUAUUAAAUUUUAUUUUUUAGAUAAUUGAAUGUGCAUUAAAUUAAAACAAUUGGUAAUGAAUUUGACGAUGUUUAA